CAUAAAAAAAGAUGUGUGAUUCUUCUCCUCAAAAGCCUCAUAUUGUUUGUUUGCCUUUCCCAGCUCAAGGCCAUGUAAACCCUUUCAUGAAAUUAGCCAAACUUCUUCAUUCCAAUGGCUUUCAUGUAACUUUCGUCAACUCUGAGUUCAUCCACAAACGCUUAGCCCAGUCCCUCGGCUCAGACUUUGUUAAGGGCUUACCGGACUUCCGGUUCGAAACAAUACCGGACGGUUUGCCGCAGUCUGAGACGGAUGCUCAGGAUAUUCCGGCGCUGAUUGAUUCAACAAGGAAGCACUGUUAUGGUCCGCUUAAAGAGUUGAUAGGGAAGUUGAACUCAUUAUCAUCUUCAUCAGGAGUUCCUGCAGUUAGCUGCAUAAUUGCUGAUGCGAAUAUGGGCUUUGCGGAAAAAGUUGCAGAUGAAUUUGGAAUACCAGAGAUUAGGUUUUGGACUGCUUCAGCAUGUGGCUUGUUGGGAUAUUUGCAGUAUGAUGAGCUCGUUAAAAGAGGCAUUUUUCCAUUCAAAGAUGAAAAUUUUGCCAAUAAUGGUACCUCGGAUGCAACUUUAGAUUGGGUCACAGGAAUGAAAAGUAUUCAACAUAAAGACCUGCCGAACUUUAUAAGAUUCAAGAGCCUAUCAGAAUUCUUGUUUGAAUAUAAAGCUUCAGUAUCAGAAGAAUGCAUGAAAUCAUCUUCCAUCAUUAUUAACACAUUCCAAGAAUUGGAAAGUGAAGUUCUUGAAGUCAUCAUGGCCAAGAACCCUAAUGUAUACAACAUUGGCCCACUUCAAUUGCUCAAUAGGCAUUUCAUUCAUCAAGAGAAGGAGAAUGAUCAGUUCAAGUCAUCAAGUGGAUUAAGUUUCUGGAAAAGUGACUCAAAAUGCAUCCAGUGGCUAGACCAGUGGAAACCAAGCUCAGUCAUUUAUGUCAAUUAUGGGAGUAUUGCUGUGAUGACUGAGCAAAACUUGAAGGAAUUUGCUUGGGGAUUGGCAGAGAGCAGGCAUCCAUUUUUGUGGAUAGUGAGGCCUAAUUUGGUCAAUGGUGAGAGUAAUAAUGAAACAUCAAAUCUUCCUAAAGAGUUCUUAGAUGAGAUCAAGGAUAGAGGAUACAUCACAAGUUGGUGUUCUCAAGAACAAGUUUUGGCUCAUCCAUCAAUUGGGGUCUUUUGGACACACUGCGGUUGGAAUUCUACAAUAGAAAGCAUAUGUGAAGGUGUGCCUAUGAUUUGUUGGCCUUUCUCUGGCGAGCAGCCGACGAAUUGUUGGUUCGCAUGCUCAAGAUGGGGCAUAGGGAUUGAGGCCAAGCAUGAAAUAAAUAGAGAACAGAUUGCUGAUAUUGUGAAGGAAGCAAUGGAGGGAGACAAGGGAAAGGAAAUGAGAAGAAUGAGUUUGGAGUGGAAGAUGAAAGCAAUGGAAGUAACUGAUGAAGAAGGAACAGCUUAUAAGGAUUUCAAAAGGUUAAUGAAAGAGAGGCUCUUUGUUACAGUGAAUAGUUCUGCUAAAGUCUAGCUUGUUUGGGUUCACCUGAGUUUUCUAUUAUUGAGAGAUGACCAACAUGAUAUCUUAAAUGUGGGACAUAGUUCAAUAAUUACUUAGAAAAUUUGUCCUUCAUUUUAGUUGAUCUUAUUAUGGGCAUUAUAGUUCAAUUUUCAAUUUAAUUAGAAGUUGAGAUUUAGAACGGGAAAACAACCUUUGUUUGUGUGUUAGGAAAAUAAGUUAUACGUGUCAAUUAGCUGAUUUUAUAUGAAACUUCAGUUUUUGAAGUUUGAUAUGAAUGUGUUCUCCCUGCAA
Molecule: messenger RNA, 1787 nt
Organism: Neltuma alba
Lineage: Eukaryota; Viridiplantae; Streptophyta; Magnoliopsida; Fabales; Fabaceae
Product: 7-deoxyloganetin glucosyltransferase-like
Exons: 2
Coding region: 12-1505 (497 amino acids)
Molecular function (GO): quercetin 7-O-glucosyltransferase activity; quercetin 3-O-glucosyltransferase activity
Source: RefSeq, a predicted model, not a curated record